UCGUUGGCAGCACGGCACUGGCGCCAGGUCGGUACUCCGACGGGAUGCUCCUGUGUUUCGGCCUGGGUACGCCAUCGCCGCAUACCGCUCGGAGCCCAUGGGGCAUACAAGGACUGGGAGUGGCACUGAGGUGGCGGGGGGUGAGACCCCUUUCUGGAUUGGUGAUAUGAGUAAUGAUUAUCCUGCUUCUCUGUCUGAUCUGUUUUCGUCGCCGUGUGAAUCCCGCCCUUGUGUUCUUCCACCGUAUCUCCCAGGCGUGGGGAUUGAUAUGGCAUCAUAUUUUGCUUGUCUGUGGGAUACCCUUCAAGUGCUCUUGGACACUGCCGCCACGCACACCCAAUUUAUUCACGCUCUCGAGCACAAGAAUGAGAAGUUGUUUCUGAAAUACUGUGAGCGAGAAGAUAUGGAAUCAUUGGCUUGCCGCAGCCUCGCCGAGCAGGCCAAUCUGAUUGACUCGCAGUUCGAUGUGCUGACGUGCUCUGUUGCGGCUCUGGGCCAGCAGGUCUCCGAGCUCCGCUCAGAGAUUACCGACGAGGUGCCCUCCGUCACGCUGGUCAAUGCGAAGCUCGACGCGAUGCGGGGUUUGCUCCGCUGCUCGUGUGCUCAGCUUCGGGACGACGUCGCGCAGCAACUACAGCUUGCCAGAGCGUAUUGUGAUGAUAGCUUCGCCAAGCUCGACGUCUCCACUUCGUCGAACCUGGCCCGCCUCCUGGACAAGCCUCUCGCCAAGCUGUGGGAUGACUGUCAGGAGUUGGUGAAUGCCUCACGGGAUGAAGUGUCUGAGUUUAUGUCGCGGAUCAGGGAUCAGCUUAUGCUCGAUGCGGCGGACCAGGUAUCCGCGUGCGUUCGCUCAGACGUCGCACAAUCGCUCGCGAAGAUCAAACAGGAUAUGCAGGAGCACACUGCCCAGACUCACGGCCAGGUGGUUGUCCACGAGGAAGCGCUGCACAAGAUUCAGCAGAAUAUGCGCGAGCACACUGCCCUGGUUGCCACCCACGAGGAAGCUCUACGGCAGAUGGCGGCGAUGCUGGGUACGAUUGCCAGUCGGAAUACGGAGCUGAUUUCGUAUGCUGUCGGCUCGGCCAUGACGCAACUGUUGGAGUCUGAGGUCAUUAGCUCGGCUGUGCGUGCCGAGAUUGGUCGUGCCUCUGUUCGUGGGACCUGCCCGCGUCCUCCUGCUCCUGACCAUAGCCCUUCUGAUGACGAUGGAGGCGGGAGUCUGGAUGAAGAGUGGUACGACGCUGAUGGCCAACGCUGCACUACACACUGGUCAAGGUAGCUGGUGUUGCCCUUCCUUGUGCUCCCCCGGGUCGCCCUUGUCGUGCGCUUCCCGUUCCGCUUCCCUGGGGCAUCUCUUGCUAUUCGACAGGCUGCCGCCUUCCUCGGUUUCGGUUCUGCUCGCAUCGUGAGUGGCGGAUCUCAGUAGAUUAUUCAAUCAGGACAGGACGUCCCCUGUACGCUCGUCUCCUCCUCCUCCUUCUCCUCCCUCCUCCUCCCCCCUCCUCCUCCUCCUCCUCCUCCUCCUCCUCCUUCC
Messenger RNA from Prorocentrum cordatum, 1534 nucleotides. Lineage: Eukaryota; Dinophyceae; Prorocentrales; Prorocentraceae. The record is from the annotation of a GenBank genome assembly.